Sorghum bicolor (sorghum) is the source of this 1544-nucleotide messenger RNA. Its product is annotated as protein GIGAS CELL1. The transcript has 6 exons. Gene Ontology annotation, biological process: regulation of nuclear division; negative regulation of ubiquitin protein ligase activity. The record is from RefSeq and is a predicted model, not a curated record. The coding region runs from base 371 to 1021 and encodes 216 amino acids. Gene Ontology annotation, cellular component: nucleus. NCBI's taxonomy places the organism in Eukaryota, Viridiplantae, Streptophyta, Magnoliopsida, Poales, Poaceae.
CGGCCAAAACCCAACAAGAACAGAGCAGUAGCACCAGGCACGAACCCUAGGAAAUCUACCCAGAAAUUCCACCCGAAUCGGGGCUGUAUCGUAGGGAGUAGUCGGCGCGGGGAUUGGAUCGAAGCGGACCGGGCAGGAGCCGAGCAAAUCAUCUGAAGAAGGGUAAGGAUUGCCGUGCGGGUUCCGAGCUGUGGGAAUCUUUCUGAGGUAGGCAUCUUUAGAUCUUAUAGUCAUAGUGAAAGAGCAGAAGCUAGGCUGGGAACAAACAGAAAGGAGAAAAUUUCUUGUGUCGAUCCAGGAGAAGAGAAACAGGACUCAGGGCACCAAGAAUAGGAAAGAGCAGAGACCAGGACAACCGUAUAACAACAAGAUGCAUGAAUCGAGGACUGCCCGCAGGCCGGCUCUCGCCGACAUCUCUGGUGGUGGGUUCUUUAUCAGGAGAGUAGAAUCGCCAGGAGCUGUGCUGGUGAAAGGUGCUGUCAAGCCGCUGGCUCGACGCGCCCUGUCACAGUCAAGCAACAAGGAGAAUGUGCCACCAGUGGGAGCUGUGAGGGGUGCACCAAAGAGGAAGAGCCCGUUGCCUGACUGGUACCCGAGGACUCCACUCCGUGACAUCACAUCAAUCGUCAAGGCAAUUGAAAGGAGAAGUCGUCUGCAGAAUGCUGCAACUGAGCAGACGAUCCUGUGGACAGAAGAUUCUUCCCAAUCUGUGGAUCCAAUAACUCCAGCAUCUGCAGAGCAGGGUGUGCCAACAAUUGAGGGAGGUCAAGCUGUUGCACGCCAUGCAACUUCUUUGGGGGAUGGCAAGCUGAAGACAUCUUCCUCUCCAUUUGACUGCUCCUUGCAGGCCACUCCAUCCAAACCAAAUGAUCCAGCUCUCGCAGAUCUCAUGGAGAAGAAGCUGUCCAACUCGAUAGAGCAGAUCGAAAAGAUGGUCAGGCGAAACCUGAAGAAAACUCCGAAGGCCGCUCAGCCUUCCAAGAGGACCAUCCAGAGUCGCAUCCUGAUGUCCAUGCGAUGAGCUGAGGAAGCUGUGCUCUGUCAUGGUUUCCAGAGUCGCAUCCUGAUGUCCAUGCGAUGAGCUGAGGAAGCUGUGCUCUGUCAUGGUUUCCUCUUGUCUGCUGCUUUCUUAGCGGCUAGUCCUAACCAAUCAUUAUUUCAGUUUUGCCUGAAGGAGGGUGAGGGUUCCUGGUUCUCUGCUUGAGGACCCCAGGGGUAUGCGGCUUACUAUAGCUCUCUGCUUGAGGGUACAUAGUAUUAUGGUGACUACGAUUUCUAUACGUUUAUAGCUUGAACUGUGUAUAGCCUCUCUACAAUUUUAAGCACCAUGAAUAAGUGAUGCAUGGUCUUUUUAGUUUGAGAAAUUAGUAGUUCCUCUGUAUAGUUAUGGUGUAGAACGGAUGUGAGAAGUGUUAAACUUGUCGCAAUGACUGACAGAUUGAAUACUGCUGUUGCUGAGUAGUUCCUCUAUACUGCUGUUGCCGAGUAACAUAGCAAAAUUUUGGCAAUCAGUAAUGAAUCACCUUACUGAUGUCAGUUAUGAA